This is a messenger RNA of Naegleria fowleri, 1329 nucleotides long. RefSeq lists its product as uncharacterized. Gene Ontology annotation, molecular function: oxidoreductase activity. Lineage: Eukaryota; Heterolobosea; Eutetramitea; Acrasida; Naegleriidae. The coding region runs from base 1 to 1329 and encodes 442 amino acids. The transcript has a single exon. The record is from RefSeq and is a predicted model, not a curated record. Gene Ontology annotation, cellular component: mitochondrion.
AUGACUGAAAAAGACCUAAAUUCAUUAUCACCAACAAGAAACUCCAACUUGACCACCAUUCCUCCAACUAUGGAAGCCAUCUUUUACGAAGAAUACGGAGGACUCAACGUUCUACAAUAUAGUAAUAGAUUUAAAACUCCACAAUUCGAGUCGAAAAAACCAAAACAAGAACAAGUGUUGGUCCGAGUCAUGUACACGAGUAUUAAUCCUUUGGACUUUAAAAUUCGGAAUGGCUUCUUUAGACAUAUCUUUGUGGGAAAAACUACAUUUCCAAUCAUCCCGAGUUCGGAUAUGAGUGGAAUUGUGGUUCAGACCAGUGGUGAUGAUAGUAAAUUUAAGGUCGGAGAUGAAGUUUUUGGAAUUAAUGGUUACGGAGGAUGUUUGGCUGAGUUUAAUCUUGUGAACGCAAAUUCAUUGGCUCUAAAACCUAAAGAGCUCUCGCAUGCAGAGGCUUGUACUAUUCCUAUGGUGGGAUUAACGGCCCAUCAAAGUUUAGUAGAAAUUGGAAAGGUUAAAGAGAAUUCGUCAGUAUUGAUUUUGGGAGCUUCUGGAAAUGUUGGGAAUUAUUGCUUGCAAUAUGCAAAGAAUGUAUUAGGAGCGGAGGUCUAUGCUGGAUGUACAACGGAGAAGGGAGUUCAAUUGGUGAAAGAGUUGAAACCUGAAAAGACAUUUCUCUUGUAUGAUCGUACGAGGAGCAUAAAGAGUGGAAAAGAAACAAAUACAAGUGAGGAUAUUUCUGACCCAUCUCAUCGCUCGGAACAACAACAAUCCAAUGAACACACAACUAUAUCAACGGGUGACACAACAGUUCUUGAAAAUGCUGACGAAGAAGACAUGCCUUUUGAAUAUAGUGUGCCAAAUGUGGAUGUUAUUAUUGAUUGCAUUGGCGACCAACAGUUACGAAAACGAACAUGGAAAUUAUUGAAAUCUAGAAAGGCCAAGUAUAUUCAGAUUGGAGUUGCCAACCAAGAAAUUUCAUUGUGGAAUAUGUUGACGCUAGGUGCAUUCGUUUCAUGGAGAAAAGUCAUUUCUACGAUAGGUCUAGGACCUGAAUUUGUCUUUUUCAGAGUCAAUUCAAACAAUCAGACAGAAAAUUUAGAGAAAUUGGCUUCGUAUCAUGUGAGUGGAAAAAUUAAGCCAAAUAUUGCCACCUCUUUCGAUGAAAUGAAUUUGGAAAAUGUCAAAACUGCUUACUCUAUAUCUGAGUCAAGAGGCACCCGAGGAAAGAUACUGAUACAAGUGAGCAAAUGGUUGCCCCAAUACGACCAAUCACGAAAAUACCUCAUGAGAUUUAACAAACCAGCCAUGUAUAAAUUUGUGAGUCAGUAA